Messenger RNA from Phlebotomus argentipes, 1094 nucleotides. Its product is annotated as thioredoxin domain-containing protein 9. The record is from RefSeq and is a predicted model, not a curated record. Bases 170 to 775 code for a protein of 201 amino acids. Gene Ontology annotation, biological process: microtubule cytoskeleton organization. Gene Ontology annotation, cellular component: cytoplasm. NCBI's taxonomy places the organism in Eukaryota, Metazoa, Arthropoda, Insecta, Diptera, Psychodidae. The transcript has 2 exons.
GUCACUGGUUCUAUUCAUAAAAAAACCACAAUUUAAUAAUAAAUUAUGUGCAAAUAGAGAAUCUGAGGCAACAAUUCUGCAUACAUCGCGCGAAUGUGAACGUUUUGUAAUGCGAACUGAACAGCUGGGUGAGCUGAGGGUGACACAUUAAACAGUGCAACAAACGAGCAUGGAGGGCCUGGAACAGGGAUUACUGACUGCCGCUCGACGUCUGGAGGCUGAGCUGGACGCUCGCUUGGAUGCGACGCCAGAGGAGGAAUUGGCGACUCUCCGACAGAAGCGCCUCCAGGAGUUCCGCGAGCGCCAAUUGAAGAUGGAACAGUGGCGCAAGAACGGCCACGGGCAGUACGGCCACUUGGCUGACGAGCGGGAGUUCUUUGACGCCACCAAGGCCAGCUCGAACGUCGUGUGCCACUUUUACCGUGACGACGAGGAACUUUGCCGCGUGUUCGACAUGCACUUGGGCCGGCUGGCGGCGAAGCACAUGGAGGCGCGCUUCUGCCGUCUAAACGCCGCACGAGCGCCCUUCCUGAUAGAGCGGCUCCGCAUUCGCGGCGCCCCCACGGUUGUGCUGGUGCGCAACAGUAAGACCACGGAUUACGUAGUGGGACUGCGCGACUUGGGCGGCAAGCCGGACUUCGCCACGGAGGUGCUGGAGCGUCGCCUGGCUGUGGGAGGCGUCAUUGAGGUGGAGGAGACGGAAAUAAGUGCCGUGAAGAAGCCCAGUCUCAAGAUUAUACGUGGCCGCGAGGAGGACUCCAGCGAUUCCGAAUGAUGACAUGAUCUCGGCCAGGAUAUUCCAAAACGUCCAGUGAUAGAUUUUCAUGUUUUCUUCACUUGUGUCAGUUUCCUAAUUUUCCAUAUAUACUCAUAUUCCUCCUAUAACUAUAAAUCUUGGUUUUUCAUACAUUUUUCAUCACGCAAAAGCUUUUUGGCGGGAUAAUUGAAUCAGCUUUGUUGAUCAAGUGUCUGCAUUUCAGAGUGCUUUUAUAUACUUUUCUUGAUAAUUUUACACAUAUAUUUGUGACAUUUCCAGAAGCUGGAAAAGUGCUAAAUAAAGAAAAUCAAAGAAUAUUGGAAAGAUUUGUAACAUU